Molecule: messenger RNA, 1242 nt
Organism: Striga asiatica
Lineage: Eukaryota; Viridiplantae; Streptophyta; Magnoliopsida; Lamiales; Orobanchaceae
Source: the annotation of a GenBank genome assembly
AUGGAUGACCAAACCUCAUGGAUAAGCCAAUGUGUCAACACCAUCACAAACGGGCCUGCAGAGCCCGGCCCAUUCUCAGAUCUCAUUGACAAUACCAAUAAAGAACUCUCCUCAAUCUCAAUGAACUUAAUCCUUCCGGACGACCUCUUGGAACGCAUAUUAUCCCACCUACCCGUCGCCAGCCUUAUUCGGGCCCGAUCCGUUUGCAAAAAGUGGAACGGGCUCGUGACCUCAAAAACUUUCCUCUGUAACAACAACAAUCCCCAGGCCCAGGCCCAGGCCCAAAAACCCUGGUACUUCAUGUUCACAAGCUCAGAUGAGCCCACGGGCUUUGCAUUCGACCCAUCCCUCAAAAAAUGGCACGCGCUCGACCUCCCGCGAAUCGAGUCCCCCAACUGGUUCGUUUCCUCCUCGUCCGGCCUCGUCUGCUUCAUGGACAACGAAACUCGGGCUGGGCUUUACGUAUGCAAUCCGAUAACGGGCCUCUGCCAGGCCCUCCAAUUUGGGCCCGGCCCGAAAUCCCCUGAUUACAGCACGCUGGCCAUCUUGGCCGAUCGGGCAGGCCAGGGCUACGAGGUCUCGGUCGUGAUGUCGAAGCAAGUCCCGAGCGAUUUCUACAGAUGGGACCUCUCCAUCCAUUUGUACGAAUCGGGCUCGGGCUCGUGGGCCACAGCCCAUAAGGAGACAUUGACAGGCUGGCGGGCCGGGGACGAGAGCGUGAUAUGCGGUGGGUCGCUUUGUUUCUUGAUCUACUCGACCGGAGGUUUCGGGCCCGGGCCCGAAUCGCGUCACGGGCUCGUUUUGUAUGAUUUAGAGAAGCGGGCCCGGGAAGUGGGACCGGUUCUGAUGCGGAGCUUUGUGCCCGUGCCUUGCGCGCUCACGUGCGGGAGGCUUAUGAAUUUAGACGAGAGGCUUGUGAUGGUUGGGGGAAUCGGGAGGCACGACAGGCCCGAUAUUAUAAAGGGUAUUGGGAUUUGGGCCUUGAAAGGGAGGGAGUGGGAAGAGGUGGCCCGAAUGCCGCAUAGAUAUUUUCAGGGGUUUGGUGAGCUGGACGAUGUUUUCGCGAGUAGUGGGACGGGUGGGAUCGUCUACAUACAGAGUUACGGUGCGCCUGCGCUCUUGAUUUUCGAUUUUAAGCUGAGGCAGUGGAAGUGGGCCCAGAAGUGCCCGGUGGCGAAGAGGUUCCCGUUGCAGCUUUUCACGGGUUUUUGCUUCGAGCCGAGGUUGGAAAUCUCACCUUAG